This is a messenger RNA of Porites evermanni, 4721 nucleotides long. NCBI's taxonomy places the organism in Eukaryota, Metazoa, Cnidaria, Anthozoa, Scleractinia, Poritidae. The record is from the annotation of a GenBank genome assembly.
AUGAAGUUACCGGCAGUUCUUGUGGUAUUCAUUGUUCUCUGUCAAAAAACAGGAGCAGGUGAGAUAAUAUCUCAAAACACUGGAUAAGAAUAAAAAUACUUUGUUAUAAUUUCAAGGACUUCAGCUAAGAAAUACUUCCUCCAAGCUAAAAAAAAACUUGAGAUUGCAUCAAGCAUCUUGCUGAUCUAAACGCCAUUGGCCGAUAGGCCAUGCAUGCAGUCGGCAAAAAUGGAAUGCAGGCUUGGAAAUAUCCCUGUUUUCAGUAGCGUUGCCUGACGGUUUCUGCUAAUCUGGGGUAGCCAUUCUUUAAGCUCAGUGACAAAUAUCAGUCCUAAAUGGAGAUUAAGAUUAAGACCUCGAAAUGAGGUCCUAUAAAACAAGGUAAAAUAGGAAAACAAAAAGAUUAAAUAAUAUUUUAACCAGUAUUUCAACCACUGACAGUUCUGAGUUAAUAAAGGUGUUUGGCAGAUUUAUAUAUUUAAUAAGUCUUAGCAAAUUACUUUUAUAAUAAAUUGCCUUUGAGACAUUUUCUGCCCUCAAAUUUCAAAUGUAAGUGCCGAACCUUCCUAUUUGCAGCAGAGAGAAAAGAAGGUUAGGUACUGAACAAAUUGAAUCCGUAAACUGCCGUUUGUAAGCCCUGGUCUCAAACAUAUUCUUAAGGGGGUUUUUAGGAGCGCUUACAAACGGAGGUGCUUAUAUCCGUGGGGGUUUUUAACUGGAAUAAAAAAAAGCUCUUUGAAACAAGCGUUGAUCAAAAAACGUUCUGUAUUUACUGGUUCAGAAUGUCAUAAUAAAUAGAAUUAAUUUCAACAACAGCUAGAAAAACCUAGAGGGGUGUUUAUAUCCGGGGUUUAUAGGAACAGAUUGGCCUCAAGGGGGUGGGAGUUGGGGGUUUAUAAGUUGGAGAGGAGCUUGUAAGCAGCAGUAUCUCAGGACGUUCUUCAUUGUGCAACAUGGAAUCUCGUUUAAAGGCCCGUAGACAAAAGCGCCAACAAACUGUUGCUAGAUCAGAUUUAUUUACUUCUGUGAUUUAACCAACGUUAUUAGUAGAAAUUCUACGUUUAAUUAGUUUGAAUGAUUUUACUUUGAAUGACACGCUCCUAGGUGUUUUUCCAAACUCUAUAUUUGGGCAAAGCUGUAUCGUUUAAUGUUAAACCCACUGCACAAUGCUGCUUAAAGCACCUCUUUCCAAACCACCUUAAACGCAACCUUGGCUAAUAUUUUCUAAUGGCAUCUUAUCUUAAACGUUGCUCAAAGGGCAACUUUAUACCAACUUUAUUUGUACGGUGGAGCUUUUGCGCUCGCCUCGGCAGUAAAGGCAGGGUCGGUGAUCGUAAGUGAGACCGUGCUGGAAAUGCCAUGCUGAUGACCCCUAACAAGGAUCAAACAGCUGUCCAUGGCUGCCACUGCCGGGGUAAUAAGGCUGUGCACAUGCUUAAGGUGCUGGCCAUACCGCGCUCGCGGAGUUGGUAGUGUGUGCUUCAGUUGGUAACUGCGGUACCGAUUUUCAGCUUUUUUGUUUUGAGCAGAUGCUUAAAGUUACUAUAUUUAGAGAACAUGGUAUAAUGACUUAUAUACCAUGAUGGCUAAGCCAAUCAGAGCUCUAGAAUUGCAUUAUCAUACUCAUUUUCAAUUGUUACUAAAAUUGGCAAUUUAGGGUCAUUAUUCCUGCGAUAUGGAAUUAACUUUUAUAUUAACUUUGGCUGAGAAAUUACGAUCAAUAGAGCCCAAUAAUCUGAUCAUUACGCUCAGCGUCUUUUGUGUGUGAAUGCAUCGUCCAAGCCUGAGAGGGCUGGCAUGAGUUUUGAAGGAAACGUUAAACUUCCUUUUUGAAAUAACAGUUGUCUUCUAUACUUUUACCGUUACCCGCUAACAUUUUUUCACAGAGGAUGAAAGUGCAAGCGGCGAGUUAUCAGGCAAUGAAAGUAAGGAGUCAUCGGAAUCAUCUCAAGUUGUGACCAUAAACCCUGAGGAUGAAGACAAAUGCGAGCCUAACCCCUGUAGAAACGGGGGCACGUGUGUGAGUAACUACAAUUAUAUUGACGGCUACGUCUGCGAGUGCGCCGAUGACUUUGGUGGAAUUACCUGUGGAGGUGGGUAGUAUGGCUCUAAUAGCGAGUAUAACCAGUAUCAAAAGGACUCUAGAAGGAUGACAGGUCCAAUCAAACAUUGCCUGCUCGCCAAACGUUGAUCAUGAGUUUCUGGGGCAUUUGUAAACUUUGUGGCAAAGCUUUUUUAACCUUUGUUAAAAAGUAAAAGUAUGUCGACGACGGCAAAAAACGACCUGUAUUUUACACUUAAAUUGGUACAUUCGUCUGACAGUUCUCGACCAAGUUAAGUCAAGGUAGAGAACGUUGCCCUGGCGAUAUGUUGACACCAAUAUUUCUUCUUAAUUUUUGCCAACAGAACUGAAGUGCCGAAUAACACUUCCACGCUUUUCGUCACCUCAGUGCCUCAUAAAGAGAGAACUUAGCAGACACAUCAAGAAAACACUUAUAAGAUUGACUUCUGCAUCGGAUAACCGUUAUUCCAAGUAGGUAGACCAGAGUAGAGGAUUAAACUUCGCAUAAGCUUCACCUGUGGUGUGACAAUUUCUUCCUCUGUUUAUUCUAUAAGCUUGUCUUUUUUUCCUACUCUUUUCUCCCUACCCAACGUGAGGAUGAGCACUUUCACGUUAUGAAAAACGUAGCGAGAGAGAACCUCUGUCGUUCUCGAAUACAUUAUCAAUCGUUUGAGCAUCUCGAUCUGUUGGCUGUCUCCCGAUUGCCGUUUGCUGUAAACAAGAUGCUUGACCUCUCUAAUCUAACAACAUGAAAGGCAGGCAAAAGUACCCAUUCCAGGCAGGGUGUUGCUUGCUUUUAGUAUCAAGCUCGGAUACCACGUAGAAGGAUACAACGAGUAGGUUGAGGGCGGAGGAGGCAGAGCGGGUCGGGGGAAGGUCGAAUCCUCAAGAUUACACCUUUUUGCAAAAGCUAGCUUAUGGAAUUUAUUUAUAAUAAAGAAAUUAUUACAGACUCUCUCUUCCUUCCUUGUUCCUCCCCUCCCCCCACAAACUUCUUUCACUUUCGUGUCUUCCCUACCAUCUGAGUGCUUGGAACAGGCUAUAAAUCACACUAGUCUUGCAACAAUUAGGGUGGUUGCAAGUUGCGAAAAUUUGUUCCAGAAAGUAGAGAGGGGUACUACCUUUUACAACAAAAUUUGUAAAAUGUCUUGUGUUCACGUCCUUUAUAAUGUGUGAAGAUAGGUUUCACGUUUUUAGUAUUCCCAAGAUGGCAAAGAAAUGCACAAGCUACCUUGAAUACCCGAUAGUGCAUUUUCACUCUGGUGAGCAUUUAUUGGUAGUCGUGCUUUAAUGUGAUUUCCUUAAGCAGGUCAGAGGAUCUGAUGGUGCCAACGUUGUCAAAGAAAGGCGCAGCGAGCUUUGUUCAAAGUGCGUCUACGGAUCCAUUCACCAUAGAGUGGUACAUGAAAAUGACAGACAACGCUGAUAUCAACAAAGAUCUUGAGUCACACUUUACUCUCAAAGAUCCUCGUUUCCACGAAACACCAACUUUGAUUGACUUUGCAGUAGUAUUUGAAGCCUUCUACAAACAUCACAGGGUAACUAUUUGGUUUUCCGUAGCAUAGCUUGCACUCAGUUACUCUCAUGUUUGAGAUUUAUACACACAAUGGCUACUUCAUUAAAGUACUAAUAAUUUUGUAGCCUCUUUGUCACGACAUUGAAAUGUUUAUCGAUUCUAUACUGUAGUAUUAGAUACCUUCUCAGGAGCUGAAUCUGUUUUAGUGUUCUGACUAUUUUGUUAACAUUUGAAAAUGUUUGCUUCUCUUUAACUUUGACUAACAAGCUUGAAAAAGACCUAAUCUCUUUCUUUCAUUAUUGCUUCUUUAAGUGUAGCUAACAUGAGACUUAUAAUUAUCUGUGAGUAACUGAGUUAAUUAGACCAUGAAUGUAGAUGAUGAACAGUACGGGACCUAGUAUGGACCCUUUUGGGAUUAAGUCAUCUGAAACCCGACAACCCACUUUUGAUGAAAUCAAAUUUCUUUAGAAACGCAGUGCUAUGAGUGCCUUGAAACUCGUUCCUGCAGUCGAAGAGAACUUUUUCAAGGACCGCUGUUUUGCAGAUCAGCGGGUUGCAGGAGCUAAUCCAUUCCAGCUAUGGCGAGUGACAAAUAAGGAAGGUGAGGAUAUAAAUAUUAUAGCUGCAGUGGCCAACACCUUUAUCAAAAUAAUCGUAACUUGGUGUCUGAAUCGUGAUCAAAGUAGAACGACUUCUCAUCUCUAUUAAACAGGUUCCUACGUCACCUUGCCAUGGUGGCAAAAUUUCUGGAUCUCAACAACCGUGGUCCUGAAAAUAUGCCGGCUAAAAAACGAAAAAUGGCAUGUAUGACUUCCUCUGUGCAUGAUUGCACUCAGGAACAACUCGGUAGCCUAUAGACCUGUCUUCAAUCUUUCGACAAUGAGAAUGGCCGUCUCUGUCAAGAUUUUUUGCUUCCAUGAUAAUGUGGCUUCAAACUUCUCCUCUCCAUUUUUUGUUUUGUUUAUUCUCAAUAUUAAGCGGCAAAGUUAGUAAACCUUCAAAUAAAGGGUGUCAAAAAUCUCUGCAACCCAAGAAAUGUAUUUGUCGUUGUCGUUUUCGUUUUCUGUUUGUUUAAUUUGCUGGUUUUUUUUUUCCUUGCCGAUCGAUUGAGCUAUGAAAUGCAGUCCUCUUUCACUUUCAGGA